AUGGGAGUUACCAAGCCCAGAUAUGGUGUCUACACACCACUAGUGACUUUCUUCAACGAUGACGAAUCUAUCGAUUUCGAAGCUACUCUGUCGCAUGCUAAACGCAUGGCAGACAGCGACGUUGCCGGUCUUGUCCUCCAAGGUAGCAAUGGAGAAGCUCCCCAUUUAGACCAUGAUGAGCGAAAAGCUCUGGUACGCGCAGUAAAGGAUCAUUUGGCAAAACUGGGUUACAUGGAGCUGCAAUUGAUCGUGGGCUGUGGUGCGGCCAGUGUUAAAGAAACCGUCCGAUACAUAUCCGAAGCAAAGGAGUCUGGUGCCGACUAUGCUUUGGUCUUGCCACCGGCGUAUUGGGUUGCGGCGAUGAACGCAAGCGUUAUUGAGGGUUUCUUUCGUGAUGUGGCCGCAAAAUCAGCCCUACCGAUCCUCAUAUACAAUUUCCCCGGAGUAGGAGGAGGCAUUGACAUCACCUCUGAUUCAAUCAUCCGCCUCGCCCAGGCCGACUCCAAAAUCAUUGGGUGUAAACUCACCUGCGGGAAUGUGGGAAAACUGCAACGCAUCUCAUCAACACUCCCAGCAGAGUCAUUUGCGGCCUUUGGUGGAAAAUCAGACUUCUUUCUACCUGCACUCGUGGCAGGAUCUAACGGUAUAAUCGCGGCUCUCGCAAACGUUGUACCUAAAACGCAUGUUGAGCUGUUACGGCUUUGGGAAAAGGGGGAUUUGAAGUCGGCACAAGCACUCCAAUCUAAGCUUAGCCAGGCGGACUGGGCCCUGUCAAAGGUCGGUAUUGCUGGAGUCAAGGCGGUGGUCUCGCAUCAUUUCGGAUAUGGGACAGGCAAAGGGCGACGACCUCUUGGUAUCGCGACGAUUGAAUCACUGAGCCAGGACGUAGUAUCUAGCAUCCUGGCAGUUGUUGAAAUUGAGAAGAAGUUAUAG
Messenger RNA from Talaromyces marneffei, 933 nucleotides. RefSeq lists its product as uncharacterized. Gene Ontology annotation, molecular function: 4-hydroxy-tetrahydrodipicolinate synthase activity. The record is from RefSeq and is a predicted model, not a curated record. NCBI's taxonomy places the organism in Eukaryota, Fungi, Ascomycota, Eurotiomycetes, Eurotiales, Trichocomaceae. The transcript is spliced from 2 exons. Bases 1 to 933 code for a protein of 310 amino acids.